Messenger RNA from Athalia rosae (coleseed sawfly), 2979 nucleotides. Its product is annotated as cilia- and flagella-associated protein 58-like. NCBI's taxonomy places the organism in Eukaryota, Metazoa, Arthropoda, Insecta, Hymenoptera, Athaliidae. Gene Ontology annotation, cellular component: cytoskeleton. The transcript is spliced from 10 exons. Bases 1 to 2787 code for a protein of 928 amino acids. The record is from RefSeq and is a predicted model, not a curated record.
AUGGGGGACAACGAUAACGACGAUGAUGAACGGGGUAAAAAAAUUGAUAGAAGGUUAACGGGAGUGUCGAACGAAAAGUGGCCAGGAUGUGAUCUCAAUGACGGGGGUAGCGAAGAAGGCGAAAGAUCUUCAUCUCGGAGCUCGGCGGGAAGCAUUUUUUGCGCUCUAGAAGAAGACUACGCAAAGGUUCUGAAGAAAAUGAAAAGCAACUCUGCCUUAGCAGAAUACGAAGCUGAGUACACAAAAUUGUUCGAUGCUCUCUACACGGCGCACAAAAACGUACAGAGAUUAACAGCGGAUUACGAUGAGCUCCAGGCAACUACGAUACUUACGCAUGAAGAAGUCGAUGAAUACAGAAAUCAAUUGUCAGUGACCGAAAGACAGGUGGAAAUGUACAGUACCAAUAUCGAUCAACUGAAACAGGAAAAUGAAAAUGCACUGAAAUUGGCGGAUGCGGCUCACGCCCGAGAACAAGUUGCGCAAGAAAAAAUCGCGAGUCUUCGGAUAACGGUGACUAAAUUGAGCGACGAAUUAGAGCAGAAAAACAAACAAAUGGGAAUGGAGGAAAAAGGUUCGGCGACGAGCAAACAAAAAGAAGGACUUUUGAAAGAGCGAGAAAAAAUGUUGAACGAAAUAGAAUCACUACGUCAACGUAUCGCGAACGCUACUACAGCGAAUGAGGAAUUGGAAAGGAAAAAUAGUCUCGUUGAUCAUAAAAUGCUGGAAUUACAAGACACUAUCGAAACACAGACGAAUGAUUUUUCAAAAGAACGCACAGCGAGAGAACGCGCCGAACAGACUAUUUUAGAUUUGCAAGAGGAGUUGAGAUUGAGGAACGUUGAUUUACAGAAUGCCAAUAACGCGCUGAAAACGACCACCAACAAUGUCGUCAAACUGGAAUCCAUCGUGAAAGAACAAAAACUAGCGGCUGAAAAAAUUCAAAAACAAAUCGAACAAUUUAUGAUCAAAAGAUUGAACGCACAAGCUGAGAUUGAUAGUCUGAACACACAACUCGAUGAUAUGAGUAAAGAAAAUGUUGAGAAGACAAAAAAAUUGAAGACCCUGGAACAGGAUAACAACAGGCUGCUCAGCGAGGUUGAAAAGCUGAAAUUUCUGAGAGACAGUGCCGGAAAAAAGCUCUAUAAAGCUGAAUCGAAUAAAUCGAAGCUCGAAAUCGAAUUGCAUAAAUUGAAAUCCGUCAUGCAAUCGAUGGAAACAGACAUGGACACGAUGAUAAAAAAAGCGGACAGCGAUAAGAGAGCGUUAGAAACGAUGCGUCGCGAGAAGGAUUUGAAAACCAAAGCUUUGUCAGCGAUAAAAUCGAACUUGAAGAAACAGGGGCUUCUGCUCCGGGUUCAGGAACAAGCGAAAAGCAAAUUGGAAACUGAGGUCAAGGAAUGUUUGGACAAUAAUCAGGCAUUGAAAAAAGCCGAACAAAAUUUGGAGAAAGAACGUGACCGGUAUAUAGUGGAGGUUCAAGAACUCGCGGCAAAAGUUGAGGACCAAAUCGAUCUCGUUAAGAUGAAACAAGUGGAGAUAUUCGAUUAUAAAAAACGUUUGGCUGAAGCUGAAACGAAAUUCAGGCAGCAGCAGAAUCUUUUCGAAGCCGUAAGAGCCGACAGGAAUACAUGUAGCAAAUCGCUAAUCGAGGCGCAAGAUGAAAUCCAGGAUUUGAAACAAAAACUCAAAGUCAUGAGCAAUCAAAUCGAACAAUUGAAAGAGGAAAUAGCUACGAAAGAAUCUAGUCUAAUAAAAGAAGAAUUCCUUUUGGGAAAAGCUGAAAAGGAAAAAGAUGCCUUGAAGGUUGACCUUCAAACGGCGAAUAAGGAGAUAUCAAACCUGCGCCACGAAAUCGAGGAAAAUAAACUAGAGGAAAAACGAUUGAGACGGACACUGCAAAGUGCUGAAAAUGAAAUCGCGAAAAAUAAAAAAGAGAUUGAUACGAUAAUGAACGAGCGUGAUAUCCUCGGUACUCAAUUGGUCAGACGCAACGAUGAACUGAGUCUUCAAUACAGCAGAUUAAAAAUAUUCCAAAAUACAAUACACAGAGGUGAUACUCAGUACGCGCAAAGAUUGGAGGAUAUAAGGCUCCUGAAAUUGGAGGUGAAAAAACUGAGAACUGAAAAAGCUCUGCUUUCCAAGAGCAUCGUGAACGUCAGCGAUCUGAGACAGGAGAUAUUCCAUCUGGACCGAGAUUUGACUCGAGAAAGAUUGAAGGUCAUGGCCUUGGAGGAGGAAGUUCAAAAUCCAUUGAAUAUCCACAGGUGGCGAAAAUUGGAGGGUUCUGAUCCUGACACCUACGAGCUUCUUUCGAAAAUACAAAUACUCCAGAAGCGAGUCUUAAAAAUGUGCGGGGCGAUGAUUCAGAAAGAGAAGAAAAUUAGGGAGGGUGAAAAACUGUACAUGAAUCUUCGGACUAUUUUAUCGAAACAGCCCGGACCAGAAGUCAUAAUUACUUUACAAAAAACGCAAAAGGCUUUACGGGAAAGAGGGAAGAAAAUGAAGUGUUUGAUUUCCGAACUGAACAUGAGCGAAUCACAAGUGAACGAGUAUAAAUUCGAUGUCGAGAGGAUGAGCAAAGAGAUGUGUCUAUUGAAGAGUAAACUUUACACGCAGAAGAAGAAAGAGCUUCAGAAAACCAACGAAGCAAAAAUAACCGAAAUAACCGUGCCGAUAUUUCCCUCCGUUUCACCUUCUAAUAAAAAAAUCUUAGGUGGAGGCUUCAACAUGGCCGGUCCAACGCCGCGAAAUUGCUACGCGAUAGAAUCGGACGAUUUCAGAAGAUAAUUGUGUAAAUAUUUCCGUUGAUCAAACGCAAGUCUAUGCGGCUGUCAAUCAACGAGGAGAUAAAAGAUGAGUUUUAUUACACAACCCAAUGCUUUUAACAUAUAGACGAGUCUGGCCGAUAACUAUGUGUUAUAUUUAAUUGUAAAUAUUGUAAUGUGGAUGAAAAAAUAUACGACAGAUUCUUUUUACGUA